Caenorhabditis briggsae is the source of this 762-nucleotide messenger RNA. Lineage: Eukaryota; Metazoa; Nematoda; Chromadorea; Rhabditida; Rhabditidae. The transcript has a single exon. The coding region runs from base 1 to 762 and encodes 253 amino acids. Gene Ontology annotation, biological process: DNA recombination; DNA integration. Gene Ontology annotation, molecular function: DNA binding. The record is from RefSeq and is a predicted model, not a curated record.
AUGCUAAAGCCACUAGUACCAUCAUGGCUUACGAAAGAGCAAAUGCAGAGAGAGCACGUUGGCUGUGUGAGGCCAAUCUUCCAGCUGACGAGAAAUCGACGGUUUUGUACCUGGCACACAAAUCACAAUCCGCGGGGAGUGGAGCUCUGGCGAAGAUUUCGGCAGCGUAACGUACUGACCGGGGGAAGCUUUUCUCCAAUGGAAAGACAGCUCUCGGGGGAUUUGAUGAAGUCGAAGAAAAGAGAAGAAGUUGCUUUGAGACAAAAGCCAAAAAUGGUGGAUCUCUCAGUCAUAAAGAAGCUAUUCGAAGGGCCCUCCAACAAUCCGAAAUCGGAAAGGGACGUUCUCGUGAUUGCUCUUUCCUUCUUUGCUCUGCUCAGAGCAGGAGAAGCCGCGGAGUUGAAAUGGGAAGAUGUCGAAAGGAACGGCGGUCUGUUGAAGAUCACAAUCAAAAAAGCGAAAAACGAUCAACAUGGACUGGGAAGAAACACUUUUGUAGCUUGCCCAGAAGGAGAAGAUCUCGAUUGCUUAUUGAACCGCUGGAAAGUACGAUGUUCUACGGGUAAAUAUUCUUCGGAAUAUUUAUUUCCGAAUCUCCAAAACGGGACACAACUCAAGCCAAACGCGAUUUCUACGAUCACAAGAAAACGAUUGGGGGAAGCAGGCGUGACGGCAACCCAUCACGCUUUAAGAAGAGGAUCAGCGAACGAACGGGAGUUUAGAGGACUCUCAAUUGAAGAAAUCAAAGCAAGAGGUCGUUAG